This is a messenger RNA of Hydractinia symbiolongicarpus, 3546 nucleotides long. Its product is annotated as optineurin-like. Gene Ontology annotation, biological process: regulation of canonical NF-kappaB signal transduction. The transcript has 11 exons. Gene Ontology annotation, cellular component: nucleus; cytoplasm. The record is from RefSeq and is a predicted model, not a curated record. Bases 46 to 2967 code for a protein of 973 amino acids. Lineage: Eukaryota; Metazoa; Cnidaria; Hydrozoa; Anthoathecata; Hydractiniidae. Gene Ontology annotation, molecular function: K63-linked polyubiquitin modification-dependent protein binding.
AAUAUUUAAAUGUUAGAUGUCCUUAACUUUAGAUAAAUUAAGAAGAUGUCGAUUACUAGUGAUCAUAGUGGUUUAUUUAAUGAUGCUGUGAUGUUGAUGUCAGAGGAUUUCUCAGGUUCAUCUAACUUAGGAAUUAGGCUUGUAGAUGGAAGCAUUUUAACUGCCAAAGAAGUACAAUUAUACCAAAAGAUGAUGAAAAUGGUCGAUGAAAAUAAGACGUUAAAACAGGUUUUAACAAGAAACAACGAACGUUUAAAGAAACAUUUUGAAGAUUGUGGCAACUGGAAGAAGAUAUACAAAGAUAAGGAAUCUGCUUUAAGAAAUGAACUUCUGGCAGAAAAAAAAAAUUCUAAGUUGCUGGAAAGCAAAUUGUCCAACUACGAAGCUCUUGCAAAUACUGAUUAUAGUUUUUCUGGUAGCAGUUUGAUUGAAGAAUUGGAAGAGUAUAGUAAAAAGCUACAUGAUUUGGUUUCCCUACCACCAUGUGAAGAGGAAGUUGAAGAAGAAGAGUAUGCUGUGAUGCAGACCAUUGCUCAAGACACAUGGGAGAUUGUAACAGCUUUCACAAAUAGCCCGAAUGUUGAUAGAAAUAAACUACAAAAAUUUCAAUCAGAGUUAAUUGAUGUAGAAAGUUCAUGCAAAAAUACUCCGGCUAGUAUUGGCCAGUCUUUAAAAGCAACAAUAACAGCUAUUCAAGACACUGUACAAAAACACAGCAUUAUUCAGUUUGUUGGUGGCAAACAACAAGUUUCAUGGCCACAAUAUUUGGAUCUUCAAUCAAAAUUUGAAAUCACAGUCCAAGAAAAUCGCCAAUAUCGCCUUCAGUUGGAAGAAAUGACAGACAACCUUUCCACCAGUACGCAAAAAAACGAGAAACUAACAAAUGAUUUAGAAGAAGCAAAAAGCAAGCUGUUUAGUCUGAUGAAAGAGCUCGCAGAAAGUAAUGAAAAACUGAAAAGUAUGCAGUCUGAGAUUUAUUGUUUAAAAGAAGCACAGUCUGUAGAAUUUGUCGUAGAAAACAUUAAGAAAGCUGAACCUGCCGGGGCCAGUACUGAGGUUUUAAACAAAGAAAUCCAGAACUUGAAGAAUGAGAUUACUAGAUUGCAAAAUGAUAGCAAUGAAACAAUGGAAGGUUUCGAUAGAGUUGAAGCUCAAAAUAGUGAGCUUUUGUUGGGAAUACAAAAUUUGAAAAAUGAAAAUGCCCAAAUUAAAAAUGAUUACAAAGAAACAGUGGAAAGGCUUGGCAAGGCUGAAACUCAGAACAGUGCUUUGAUGGAGAAAAUUGAAGAAUUGCAAGCUUUACAAAAAGAGGAAGAAAAGUUUGAAAUUAUAACAGAGGUUUUGCAACAAAGUAAUUCAGAGCUAGACGAAUUGAAAAAAGACCUACAAGCUAAAGAAGAUGAAGUCAAACGACUUGAAGCAGAAGUUAAAAAAUUGACGGAAGAAAAUGAAAAAUCUCAACACAAUUUUGAGAAGGAAAGAAGUGCUUUGAGAUCAGAAAAAAAAGAAUGUCAAAAAAAAGUGGAGCAGCUCAGAAAAAGGGAGACAAAAGAUUCUGAAAAAAUAGAUACACUGAAGAAGGAAAACAAAGACAUGAAAAAUCAUAUUGAAAAUCUACAAAAGCUUAUCAACAAAAAAGCAGAAAAAGAUAAGGAGGUAGCUUCUUUAGAGUUACAAUCAAUGCAAUUUGUUAACAAAAGUGAUGUGGAUAUGUCAAUAUGUGAAAGCAUCACUAUCUCCACAGAUGAUCCUGGAACUUUGGAAUGCAGCACAGAUGACGAAUUCGCCAGCUUGACUUAUGAUGAUAGCGUGAAUACUUAUACUGAAGUUGGUGUGAGUGACAGUAGCGGUGAAGAAAUCAAAGAACUAAAACAAGAGAUACAAGAGUUGCAAAAUCAGCUUGCAUUAAAAGAAAAAAAUAUGCAACAAUUAUUGGAAGAAAACACGGAGAUGGAUCAGCGUGUUAAAAGUAUGACAGAACGUCAGGAGAACGUAGGUUUGGUUGAAGAACAACUAGCUAGGUACACAGAAUUGGAAGAAGAGAACAACCAUUUAAAAAUUGUAAUCGCAAAAUUGGAAGAAGAUUUUAACAAAUUCACAAUACAGAAAGAAGAAGAAAUGAGCCAUAUUAUUUCCGAAUUAAAGCUUAGCAAACACGAGUUAGACACAAAGACUCAUGAAAUAGAUGUACUUGAACGCAAUUUAGAGAAAUCUAAACGAGACUACAAUUGUUUGUGGGAGAACUAUGAAGUAAAGGCAAAUCAACUUAGUGAGUUAGAGAAGAGCACGCCUUAUGUGCAGCAACGAGUUGAUAAGUUGACAGCAGAGAUGCUUGGAGCGAGAGAUUUGAUCGAAGAAAAAAAGUUAGAAGUGGAAAAACUUCAGGCACAACUGGUGGAGCAGGAUCACGCUAUAAGAAAAAUGGCUAUUGAUCUGGAUGCUUUGCCAGCCUUGAGAAUUCAAGUUGAUGUGUAUCGUAACGAUUUCAACGCUGAGCGCGAAGCAAGAGAGAAACAACAAAACGAACUUGUUCAACAAAGAGAACGUGUAAAAGAACUUUCGAUUGAAAACCAUCGUAUGAGAGAACAGCUACAAAUAUAUGGUAACUCACAACUCAGUGGAAUGGCACGUCGACAUGGUACACAGUCGCAAAAAUUCACGCCUCCGCAGCAACCUAUUUACGAAACUGUACAUAAUCCCGGUGUAAGAUCAACGGGUAGCGUAUCUCACUAUCCGCAAGAUUACCAUUAUCAUGGUCGCCGUCCAGGUUCUUCAGGCUCGCAGCAUGGCAGCAACCCAUCCCUGUAUGGUAGGGGUGGCGACAGCAGAGGUAGUAACAGCUCUAUUGAAAGUGCAAGUGCGGAUAAAUCAGACGACACUGAACAAAGAAAAUGUCCGAAAUGCGAUAAACUUUUCCCUGAUUUGGACACUCUUCAAAUUCAUUUAAUGGAUUGUUUGGAUAACUGAGGCGAGAAGUAAUGUUCUCUAGUUGGAACUCCCAUGUAGAUUAAGUUGUACAGGUCACCCUCCCCCGUUUUUAAGUGAUCUCAUUUUAGAAGAUUUAUUCUUCUUGUUUUAAAUUAUUCUUCCUCUUUACUUUGCUUUGUAACAGCGCACAUGAGGUAAAAAGUCUUAUUUAAAUUCCUGAGACCCCUAAAAAAGGUUUUUAACGUUUUUUUUCGAAUUUUUGAUCAUUGGAAAUAUUUGUAGAUUUUUAAUUUUUCUUCAUUGUCCUGAGGUGAACUUUACUUUAGAUGUAUGUACUAAAUAAAUAAAAUCAAAUGUUGUCCCUGCCAUUAUGAAAGACGUCUUUAACGUUUCUUUUCGCACCAAAAGCAAAAGUAUUACACCAUUUUUUUAAUAAGAAACCCAAAAUUCUAAUCAGGCUGAUCAUUAUUUGUGUUUCUAUAUUGUUCUAAAUAAUAGACUUCUUGUUUUUAAUCCUAAAUCCCAGUCUAAUAUUCUUAUACAACAUAUUCUUAUAAAAAGAGGAAAUAUCCCAUCAUCCAUCAUUCGGACAAUAAUUAUUAUGAAAUUUUUUUAGAA